This is a messenger RNA of Beauveria bassiana ARSEF 2860, 4473 nucleotides long. RefSeq names its product RhoGEF domain-containing protein. The coding region runs from base 1 to 4473 and encodes 1490 amino acids. The record is from RefSeq and is a predicted model, not a curated record. The transcript is spliced from 2 exons. Gene Ontology annotation, molecular function: guanyl-nucleotide exchange factor activity. NCBI's taxonomy places the organism in Eukaryota, Fungi, Ascomycota, Sordariomycetes, Hypocreales, Cordycipitaceae.
AUGGUUCGAGUCACCGACGACAUUGUGCUCGCGCCGGAGCAGCUAGUCGCAUACCACGCCUCGGAUCCUCUCCUCGGUCACAUCCCCAUCGUCGUCCUCUACGGCGCCUCGACGACGGCCACCCACAACAGCUCGCGCGUCCAGAUCCACGUCUUCUCGCCCGCCGGCCUGCGCAGCUAUCCGCGCCUGACAAUCUCCCCCAACUCGCCCUUUUACAGCGUCGUCGCCCGCCUGCCGCGCGAGUUCCAGGGUGACGAUGUCUACCGCGCCCUCGCCUUUGGCCUCUUUCGCUACUUCUGCGAGCUACCCGACGUCGUCCGCGCCCAUCUCAAGAAUGCGUACCCUACCAGAUCCAGGCAGCUCGGCCGCGAUGUCCCGCUGUUUGACGACCAGCACGCCGCCAACGUCGUGGCGGACAUGGUCCCGAGCGAUAACACGGCCGGCGUCGUGUCGGCAAUUCAGGAUGCGCUUCAGCCGCAGCACGUGAGCAACCUCGACAUUGACCUUGUCCUGCCCCCGGGUUCCAUUGUGCCGCUCCAAGAAGAAGACCUCGAAGACGUGCCCGAAGACGAAGACGACAUUCUCGACCCGACGCUGCGACAGUAUGGCGGCUAUACUCCGCUGGUAAAGCUGUUUGGCGAGCCCGUGUUUAUUCCUACGAGUCGACUGCGCCGCGCGCCUUCCAAGCCGACCUCGAUAAACAAGAGCAAGACCUUUACCGUGGAGCAAAAGAUUGAGCUGCGCAUGAAGCUCGCGGAGCUUGUCGACACCGAGGAACGCUACGUCUUGAAGCUCAACGAGCUAGCCCACACUGUCGUCGACAAGUUUCGCGAUGGGGUCCAAAAGAGAGAGGGACAGAGCCUCACUGCUGCUGAAGUUGAACUCGCGCGGUUGUUUCCGACGUCGGCUGAUGAGAUUCUCAAACUCAACUCGGCAUUUUUGACGGAAUUGCAAAAUGUCAUGGACGAGACAGAAGAAGAGGCAUUGGUAGACAUGGAGGGCAAUAGUGCGCACCUUCUUAGCCCUCGCCAGGCCGGCAUGGCACGUCCCAAAGAUCCAAUCGGUGCUCUUGCCAUGGCAAGGGCCUUCCUUGAGUGGUUUCCGAAAUUCUCCGACUGCUACAGAGAUUAUAUCAAGGCCAGCCAGCAUUUCCCAACUUCAAUGGAUGGCUUCUUGGACCCCCAGGCGACACCCCAACGAGGUGAUCAAGCGACGAAAUCCGCAUUGAUUGAGCCCGUUCAGCGUCUACCUCGAUAUAGUUUGUUGAUUGACCAAAUAGUUGCUUCGCUACCAAUCACUCAUCCCGCACUACAGUCAAUGUUGAAAGCUCGAGACAUUAUUACGAAUAUAUGCUCAAUGGAUGCGAUUGAAACGACCAAGCCUCAGCUUGCCAGCCAGCUUCGGAAUAUUAUUCAGGCUUGGCCGGCAGAUCUUGAGCCCAAAGGUCGUCUUAUUGGAGCUGCUGAUUUUAUUGAGCUCUCUCCUCCAUUUGGAGUCUCUCUUACCGAAAGCGACAACGGAGGUAUUCUGCUACUGUUUGCGGAUUGCGUCGUCAUCCUGAAAAAGACUGGCCGCCUCACAGGCAGAGACUUGCUUAGAGAAAUUGGCAAACCGUCAGCUGCAGAAUUGCUCAUUUCUAUGACGAAUGCCGCCGGUGGCUCUGCAGCAUACGAGUUUGCCUUUACUGGCUGGCAUGACCUUGCCAGCGUGCGCUUCACCGAGUCUGCUAAUGGCAGCCUCGCGUGGAUGACGCCGACAAAGGAUAUCAAGGAUGCACACAGUGACGAGCACAGCACCAGUCCAACGCCAGCGGCAAGAUGCUUCCUGCUGCAAGAGUUGUAUGAAGGCAAGGCGUCACGGUGGGGAGAGGAUGUGACCAGAGCUAGAAUCGAAGGGCGCUUUUCAGAGUCCGAAAGGGAAGACCCGCGCUGGACACUUCGCUCCAUCCGCAUGCCUGAUAGCAACCUGGGGCUAUACGCGGCCGUUUUUCAAGAGGGCGCGGACCAACUUAUCGAAGGCCGUCGCGAGCCUGCUAUUGUGCGCAUCGUUGUCGAUCAUGAGAGGGGAACAAAGGGAGCGCCCGUCGGGCACUACGGUGUCGAAAUCGUCAUUACAGUCGCUGCCAACGACCUGAGGCGAAUAUCGAUGAUUACCGCCGGUCUCAACGGCAAGCAAUACCAAGACGAUAUUGUCCUCGAAGAUUUCAUUCCUACAAUGUCGCGAAGAAUAAUCCAACUACUCAAUAGUCAAUUCAACGUUGCGAAUAUGGAUCUCACAGCCGCCAUUGUCUCCUACAACAGCAACAUACUGCGUAGCUUGAGCUUCUCUGCACAGACGACCCCUGUACCCCGCGCGGAUAAGACACGAUCUUUUCUCUUGACUGCAUCGCCGGUGAAGCUACUAUCGACUCUGUGGAGCGGAACCACCAGCAGCAAUUCUGCCAACAGCAAUAGCAUCACAGCUCCAGAGCCGACAAUAUCAACUGCUACCGCUGCGCGCCAACCCUCGCUUCACCGCAGCAACAGCUCACACUCAAUAUUAGGAUCGAUUCGUGGUGAGCGUUCCUUCAUCGAGGACACGCCGCCAGAUAAUCCUAUAAUACGACUCGAGGAGACCUUUACAGCAUAUGUAGCCGCACUGCAGGAACGAAAAGGGGCGAUCAACGGUAGAACGAUGCUGAAUCGAUCUUCAGUGGAUGAAGUGCUUGUCAAUGAUGUCUACAACCGCCUCAUUGGAAAUCCCCAUGACUGGGAUUUGCCACACGACGUGAGCACAGAAGUCAUUUUUGUUGCUUUUGAAAACUUCUUGCGCAUAGCAUGGUCCGAGCAAAUGGGCGCAGUCAUUUCCAAGCAGUCCAUGGACACGCUACAGGAUCGUGCUAACCGCAGGGCACUCGGCGACUUUGCAGACUUUGUCCGCUUCUUGUUCUCUGACAUGGCGCCCCAGAAUCGUCGCGCGUUUGCUUCCCUCAUAAAGCUAUUAGCGGACCUUUUGGACGGCUGCCAUGAUGACGGUGACCGGGGCGCCUUGACGAUUGCCUUUGCCGAACUUCUCGUCAUGGAUGGAACUGCGUCUCACUAUAUCAACCUUUUGGACCGGCUUGUGGAAGAAUGCGAUCGAAUCUUUGGUAGCUCAAGCCCGAACCAAAGCUUUUCGUAUGAGGCCUCUACAAUAGGGUCAAUCCGCUCAGCCACACUGCGCAAAGAAGUAUCAAUGACAGGAUCUCUGGCGUCGAAUACUUCAUCAAUGCGCAAAAAGUUUGGACUGGACAUGCUGAUGCGACAAAACAGUGACAGAUCGGAACGGCCAUCUGUUUGGAGAAGUUUGAGCAAGCAUCGCAACCCGGCAACCGGCGAGCCGUCCAGCUUCUCCCGACGAUCCAUGAAGCAAGGAUUGAUGGGCGAUGAUAGUUCCUUGCCCAGGCUUCUACAGCGAGGAAAUAGUGCACGGGAGCGGCCAACCGUUGCUGGUGCAUUCGAUACUCCGAGCAGACCGACGAGUUCACACAGAGCAGAGUAUCCAUUGAGCACCAUUGGUGAGCCUAGAAAUGAAGGCUCAUCGCUGUCAAGGUUCAAGCACAAACGUCGAAGCUCUCUGUCUGAUUUGAAGAGCUUGCUGGAGGCUACAACACUCGAAGACGAGGAAGAGACAGUUCAACCCUUGCAGCUUUCAAAACAGACUUCAGGCAAAGUCAAUACCACAGCUGGACAAGCACUGCAACGAGACAUUAGCGGUGGCUCGCAGCAGAAGGAAAACAUGGAAAGCACCGAAAGUCUGACGACUUUAGAUGGCGCCAGUGUGCCUAGCAAGGUGCCGUCACGUUCCAGGCCCUUUGUCAGACAUGCUAAGGCGCUCUCCGUAACAAACAUUCCCAUGCUCAGACCGACUCAGCUUGGCUCGUCUACAGCAGCUUCUGGUUACAAGCAUGUUGGUGGACUUACCCGAUCGCCGGGACGACUGAGGCUGCAAUCGCCGCAACGGCUUCGAGAUCGGGUGAAAACCGGCAAGACCGCCGUGGUCGAAGCCGGCGCUGCACUACAAGCCGAGAUGCAAAAGGCCAUGGAUCAUGCUACCCACCACGGCGACGCCUCUGCCAGCAAGAAACCGUCCGACGCGCCGGCGUUGCAAGCCUUGAGUGACAAGCUGAGCAAGACGAUUCAAGAUUUGCAAGACAAGUACGCGUCUUUGCAAGAGGAAACGGAGACGACUCUAAAAGCUACGGAAAGCAAGAUGCGCUCCAUUGACCAGCUGCACAAGGAGGUCUCGGCGGAGAAUGAGCUGAUUUAUGAAAAAUUCAACGACGAGCUCGGCAAGAUUGUCAGGGCGCUCCGGAGUAAGGGCAAGGAGGACAAGGAAGAGCUCCUGACUAAGCUCAAGGAGCAUUCGGAAGAGGCGGCCAAGCUGAGAAGGGAGAAUGGCCGGCUCAAGAGGGAGAAUAUUAGCCUCCGCGCAUCGUUGAAGCAGCGUGAUUGA